Clonostachys rhizophaga is the source of this 936-nucleotide messenger RNA. Lineage: Eukaryota; Fungi; Ascomycota; Sordariomycetes; Hypocreales; Bionectriaceae. The record is from the annotation of a GenBank genome assembly.
AUGGCCCAGCAGUCUGUGUCCGACACAGCUGAGGAAUACGAUUAUGAAUCCCUCCCUCCCAAUUUCUCCCUGCUGCAGAACAUGGCAGCAGGAGCGUUCGCCGGCAUUGCUGAACACACAGCUAUGUACCCCAUCGAUGCGAUAAAGACUCGAAUGCAAAUAAUCGGAUCAAGCGCGGCCCCGACCACUUCCAGUGUCAUACGCAGCACUUACCAGAUUGCUUCCAAGGAGGGCGUCCUUAACCUGUGGCGUGGAAUGUCUAGCGUUAUUGUAGGAGCUGGACCUGCUCAUGCUGUGUACUUCGCGACCUACGAGGCUGUCAAGCAUGCGAUGGGUGGCAACCAGGUUGGAGUCCAUCAUCCUCUCGCAGCUGCCUCCAGUGGUGCUGCUGCCACAAUCGCCAGCGACGCUUUCAUGAACCCCUUCGAUGUCAUUAAGCAACGCAUGCAGAUCCAAAACUCGAAGGUGAUGUACAGAUCGAUGGUCGACUGUGCUCGUUACGUCUACAAGAAUGAGGGCAUUGGGGCCUUCUACAUUUCAUACCCGACGACCCUCUCCAUGACCGUUCCCUUCACUGCUCUUCAAUUUCUCGCCUACGAAUCGAUCUCGACGAUGAUGAACCCCCAGAAAGACUACGAUCCGAUGACUCACUGCUUGGCUGGUGGUGUUGCUGGUGGUUUUGCAGCAGGUCUUACAACCCCCAUGGACGUGAUCAAGACGAUGCUGCAAACUCGCGGCACAUCAACGGACCCCCAAGUUCGCGCGGUUAACAGCUUCGUCGGUGGUUGCCAGCUCCUUUACCAGCGCGAGGGCCUUCGUGGCUUCUUCAAAGGUGUCCGGCCUCGUGUGGUUACAACUAUGCCUAGUACGGCUAUCUGCUGGUCAGCGUAUGAGUUCUGCAAGGCCUACUUCAUCAAGCUGAAUGACAAACUGUGA